CCUUGGUGUGUUGUAAAAAUGAUGUAUGUGCGAAGACCUCGAGGAUCGUUCGGUAUUCAGUUAUAUCGGAUUUUUUGUCAUGCCUUCGUGAUGCCCUUUAUAUGCUUUACACAAUUUUUGGACCUCGAGAGACCAAACGACACUAGACGAGACGAGACUGAACCAGGGCGAGAGGAGACCUUCGAAAGUCUCGUCUCGUCUCGUCUUGGGGGCACACUAACUACGGAUCCUAAAGUCGUAGUAGUGAUAUCCCUAAUACGUGGUUUAUGAUACUUGAUCCUUGAAAGCCCGUUCUCUGUUCACUUCUCCAGAUUUUUCACUCCUGAUUGCCCACUCUCCAUUCUUCAGACCUCCACCCUUGAUUUCUGAUUCCUAGCCACCCGAUUUUUAUUCACAAUGCUUCCUCGAGUCCUUAUUUACUGAUUCAUGUCACAUCAUUUUGGUUUUUGAUUCCUGCUCCAUCUCCGACAAUCAAUAUUCUGGCUCUAUUUCCGAUUCAAGAUUAUUUCAUUCUUGACUGGCAACUGUAGGUUCCUAAUUUUUCAGUGCUGAUUCAGUAAACCGAUUCUUGAUCAUUUAAUUUUCAUUCCUGAUGUUUGAACUCUGAUUGCUUUCGGUAACUUUCUGGCCAUUGGAUCCAUAUUCGCAGUGGUCUAUUUGGGAUUUCCGAUGCGUGAUUGUUGAUUCUGGAUUGAUCCCUCUUUCUCUUACUUAGAAUUAUUGGUUUCAAUACUUGGUUCCAGGCGAUUGAUAUUCGAUCUUUGGUUUCUGUACCUUUACGUGAUCUUCUCCUUGAGCUUGGUACUGUAAGUACUGUGUCUUGGUCCUUGGUUUCUGGUUUCUGAUCAACUCCAAAUUGGCCAAUUGGAUGCGAAUAUCUUAAAUUUUUACUCUUAUCCCACAUUUGACGUGUGACGUUGUGAUGUUGUUCUUCAGAGUUGGGCAUCAGGUGGCCUCUUCUAAUAAAUCACGACUCAAUGUUUGACUAGCAUCGUGUCAUCGAAAUUCCGGAACGUUAAAACUGGAAUCUGGAUUUUAUAUUGCAAGUCUGGAAUCCGACUUCCGCUGGCUGGUUCCUGCUUCCCGAUUUGUAAAUACUCUUCCUCAAAAAACCGCAGAGUUUGGAAACGUGACGUUCCGCUCCCAUUUUUUCUGGAAUUUUCGGAAUCCAUCACCAGUCAUCCAGUCCCAAAACUAUUAACUACGAAUUUUUGAAUUUGCAGUUUGCUGAUUAUAUGUUUUACAGGUCAGAAUGCGGUUACUUCUGGUUCUGGUCGCUGUCUUCGAUGUAACCCGAGCGGGAUCUUGUAACAUCCGUUUUGACACCAUAUCGAUUUACUAUGGCGAGAAAAGGGUGAAUCAGUAUGUAUGCGUGAAGGUCACACCGGCUGAUCUAACCCAGGAUAGCUUUUUCCCGGUCUCCUAUCCGGUCUUUACGGCUAAUGAUUCGCACCUGCUCUCCGUUUACAAGGAGAUGUUCGCAAAUAUGGGAAAGCAUUAUUUGGAAAUUAAAGUACUGGCAAUGGUCAACAGUCACAUUAGGAACAUAUCGGAGGAUGCAUUUGACAAAUUCGUUGGCCUCUCCUACUUGGACCUACGCCACAAUGACAUAACCGAGAUUGGUUUCCUGAAGACGAUCAUUUCGCGGUUACAGACUGUGGACUUGAGUUACAACAAGAUAGAGCACGUUUCCGUCAUCAACAUGUCGCAUCCGAGGAACUUGAACAAGUUGAAUCUUGCAUUUAAUAAAAUCAUCACCGUUGACUUUGGUUUUGUGCCAAACGCGACCGCAUUGAGUGCUCUGGAUUUAAGUCACAACCUACUCGAGAAUUUAAGUGAAGGUGCGUUUAGAAGUCUUCCUUACGUCGGAGAGGUAUACUUAACGAACUGCACCAGAAGAAAGCUGGACUUCAGGAUUUUUGAAUCAACCACUCGUUUGCGCGUUCUCAACGUCAGUCAUAACGAUGUUUUGUUACCACAGCUGCCAUCACUUCCCCAAUUGAGUUCGCUGAAUUUGUCGGCCACCAAAGUUGCAAUUGACCAAGAGAUGUUCAUCGCGUCACGGCGCCUUCAGCAUUUAGAUCUCAGCAGUAAUGGAUUCAAAAACUUGGAGAAAAGCUUGUUCAUUCACUUACAGGAUUUGGAAUCAUUGCAUUUGCAUCACAACGACUUAGAGUCAUUAGAGCAAGACAUGUUCAAAGGGCUAAACAAAACGCUUCUGCUCAACUGCUCCUCCAAUAGGAUCAAGUCGUUACAGCCGAACGUUUUUGUCGAGUUGGUCUCUUUGCGUUCUUUAGAUCUGGCCAGAAAUGGCCUGGUAAAGAUCGAAACUGGAGCGUUUCAUUCGCUGCCCGAGUUGAGGUUUCUCGACCUAAGCGAAAACGCUAUCGAAACCCUCCACGAGAUGACAUUCAAGGGACUCAACCUCCUUCUGGAACUGCACUUAAACGGAAAUCGCGUCAAAUCGCUCGUGUCCAAACCGUUCGCCGGUCUACAGAACCUAAUUCAACUGAGCUUGUCGGGUAAUCCCUAUCACGUGGUUGAAACCAAUACAUUUGUCGGUCUGACCAGCUUGAAAACACUCAACCUAUCACGUCUCGCGAUUUCGAACGUUGAGCCCAACGCGUUUGCGCCAUUCAAGCUUUUGAGCAGGCUCGACUUGAGUCACAACUCUAUAGACACACUUCUGGAGGGUGCGCUCAGUAUGGAGUACCAAGUCAGAUCGGUCUGGCUGAACGACAACGGUAUUCGGAAUAUAAGACCUGGAGCGUUUAAUCGCAUGGUGUUCGAUAACAGCGGCUAUUACCCCGUCAAUUUCAUCGAGCUCAGUAGAAACUCCCUGGCAUCUCUCAAAAAGGGAACGUUCGCGGGCAUCACAUACGUCGACACAAUCAACUUGGCAGACAACGCGAUUGAAUCCAUCGAGCCUGGUACCUUUGAAGGCUGCGUCAUGCGCACGACCUCCUACGGAAAUCAAAUCAUUCUGGACCGUAACAAGAUCAGCACCCUCGAAGAGGACGCAUUCAUGGGGGUGCAAAAUUUGCAACGCCUCGAGCUGAGGGACAACGCUAUUGUCGCCGUCGACGUGAACGCCUUCAAUGGGCUGAACGCGCUACGCGUGCUUGGUUUGAGCGGAAACCUGCUCAAGGAGCUUCCUCUCGGGAGUGUAAGGCAUUUCGCCAAUUUGACCGAGCUGGAGCUCGCCGAAAAUUUCCUUACGAGUUUCGACGUGGGGUUCUUCUCCAAUCUCCAACAACUGCAGGUCCUCAAUAUCUCCUACAAUAGCUUCGUCGCACUCGACGUUAACGUGCUGUACCCGAUGAGAUCGCUGUCGGUGCUCCAGCUUGACGGCAACUGUCUGAGCGAGCUUAAUUACAGUGCGUUAUUGCAGUACCAUGAUUACCUCAAGCGCAUCAGCGUCAACGAUAACAGGUGGACGUGCUCUAAUUUGAUCGAUAUGUUGAGGGCGUUUCGUGAUCGCUACGUGAACUACCUCUUUAACACUACGAGUGCGUUUUUAGAAAGUAGUAUAGAGGGUAUCGGCUGCAGUAGGGAUGGGAGCAAUGUGGGAGAAUGCCACAAGGCGGUUGACGUUAAACACCAGAAGACCAAAGCUGGGUCAAGAAACACUUCCAAUGCGCCUAGAACAGGGAUAUUUAUCUUAUCGAUAAUGAUUUUUGCACUAAUUUUGAAUUGAAUAUAUUUUGAUUCCAGAUUUGAAGUAGUGCUCUGACUGAAACCUGGAUCAAAGUGAAGUGUCAUUGAAGGGCUUUAUAUUCUCACACAGUAUAAUGCACAGAAUAAAUUAUUUAGACAAGAUAUAUUCACUUUGUUUAAAUAAUUCCAUUAUCCGAUGUAACAGCUAACAUAUCAAGAA
This is a messenger RNA of Photinus pyralis (common eastern firefly), 3877 nucleotides long. RefSeq names its product insulin-like growth factor-binding protein complex acid labile subunit. Lineage: Eukaryota; Metazoa; Arthropoda; Insecta; Coleoptera; Lampyridae. The coding region runs from base 1253 to 3697 and encodes 814 amino acids. The transcript has a single exon. The record is from RefSeq and is a predicted model, not a curated record. Gene Ontology annotation, molecular function: protein binding.